UACAGAUAGUGCGCUCAGUCGCAAUCGGCCCGCGCGUUGUGUCGCGCGCGUUCGCGGAGUGUUUACAAACAGAUGGCUUGGAACAUUGUUUAGUGGUUUUCGACGCAUUUUUGUAUGUGAAUGCAGUUUGUUGGUAAAUUUGGGAAUGUUUUUCAAAUUAGCGGAGAGUGGAUAUUGUCUUUUAAUCGGGGCCUUUGAUUUUAAUUUGCUGGUGAAGGUAAUUUGUUUGAAAAUUUGUUUUAAGCCGCCUGUGAAUUAAAAAAACAAACUGUCAAUGUGAAAUGUAAAUAAAAUUAUCAGUGAAUCGAUCAAAAUGGACAAAAUUAUCGAGAGUGUUAAGAAACUGAGUGGUUCUAGGAGGGCAAGCCCUGACCUGAGCAGGAGUCAGUACUCCUUGGUAUCGACUGGGGAGCUGACGGCCGGAGCCAUCGAGUUAUGGAUGGGGUUACCUGAAGAAGUCAAGUACGAUCCCGCUCUGGCCCCGUUUCGACAGUAUUAUGAGAAGGAACAUGGUAACUUUGAUAACGUUUCUUUGAAAAACUCCGUCCCUAAAAUAAAGAGAUUGCCGCUGGUGAGCUCGGCGCCGCAUCUCAACAAUAAUGUGCAUAUCAUUAAGAAUGAUGUCACGGAGAAGAGUGAUGAAAAAAAUCAAGAGAAAUUACUUGAAGCCACUGAAAGUGAGCAAAGUGAGAAAAGCAAGAUGGCGGUUGUGCGGCAUUACGUGAAGAUGGGCGUGCUGCUGGCGUGCUGGGUGUUCUUCACGGUGGUGUUCAUGAUGUACAAUGAGAGAGAGGAGAUCAUCAGGAAUACCUCCGUCAUGCCUGGACAGAUUAAAAAUUACGUGCUCGACGACCAAGGGGAUUCUUUGUCAAUAUUACUAACUCUCUCGGGGCCGUUCCUGUCGCAGCAAAACGAAAACUUUAACAAAACAACUGAGGAUAGUUUGAGCAAACUAGAAAUCUGGCUGGAAACUUGGGAUGACAACAAUAACUUUAAUAAAUCACAGAAAUCAGUACCCUGGAAGAUAAUACUAGACGAGCAAAACCUCGACUUCUCCGAAGGCGAACCACGCUCGAGCAAGCUUAAACUCCAUUCGCUCACGAAUUCGUCCUUCGCUAUCCGAAUGCGUUCGACUUCGAACCAGACCAUAGCGUUCACUAUGAACUACAUGCUGAACCCGAUCGACAGCACAACUGGACUUAUAUAUGCUUCGUUACUGUUGUUUGGACUUUACGUGCUGAUUAUUUUUGAGAUAAUCAACAGGACAAUGGCGUCAGUCCUCCUCUCGACUACAUCCUUAGGGAUUCUGGCUAUAGCGGGCCAGAGACCUUCCCUUUCAGAGGUGAUCUCUUGGCUGGACGAAGAGACGUUGCUGCUGCUCUUCAGCAUGAUGCUGAUCGUCGCCAUUAUGGCUGAGACCGGCAUGUUCGACUUCCUUGCUGUGUUUACUUUUGAGGUGACUAGAGGUAAAAUAUGGCCGCUGAUCAGCCUGCUGUGCAUUAUCACCGCGGUACUGUCAACAUUCUUAGAUAACGUCACAACAGUAUUGCUCAUGACACCUGUUACUAUCAGGCUUUGCGAGGUGAUGGAGAUGGAUCCCAUUCCCGUGCUGAUGUCAAUGGUGCUAUUCAGCAAUAUAGGCGGCACCGCUACUCCCGUGGGAGACCCGCCCAAUGUCAUCAUAGCUUCUAAUAAGGCGGUGGUGCAAGCGGGUAUAAAUUUCACAAACUUCACAUUGCACAUGACGCUCGGCAUCGCGUUUGUGUGCGUCCAGACGUACUUCCAACUCAGGUUUAUAUAUAGAGACACGAAGAAGCUGCGGUUGAAUGAACCCAGGGAGAUACAGGACCUACGUCAUCAAAUUUCAAUAUGGCGGCGUGCUGCUGACUCAUUACCCCAUCUGAGUAGAGACGAGCAAGUUGUGAGAGGGAGAUUAGAGAAGAAGAUACAAAAGUUGUCGUCACAACUAGACGUGUUAGUGAAAGAAAGCCGCAAGAGGGCGUGCCCGAAGGAUACGUUCAGGAUUACCCUGGCCGAUAUGAAGGACAAGUACAAGAUACGCGACAAGAGUCUGCUCAUCAAAGCGACCGUUUCCAUCACGUUCGUUGUUGUCGUUUUCUUCUUACACUCUCUACCAGAAUUCAGCCGCGUGUCUCUCGGCUGGACGGCGCUGCUGGGCGCGAUCCUGCUGCUGACACUGGCAGACCGCGAGGACCUGGAGCCGAUCCUGCACCGCGUCGAGUGGUCCACGCUGCUCUUCUUCGCUGCGCUCUUCGUGCUCAUGGAGGCGCUCUCCAAGCUGGGUCUGAUAGAGUUCAUUGGAGGUGUGACUGAGGCCAUCAUUCUUGGAGUGGACGAGAGCGCCCGUCUGGCGGUCGCCUUGUUGCUGAUGCUGUGGGUAUCGGGAGUCACAUCAGCCUUCGUGGACAACAUACCAUUGACCACGAUGAUGAUCAGAGUCGUCGUUUCCCUUGGCUCCAACCCCAACCUGAACCUGCCCAUGGCGCCCUUGAUUUGGGCCUUGUCCUUCGGGGCGUGUUUGGGGGGUAACGGCACGCUAAUCGGCGCAAGCGCGAACGUGGUGUGCGCAGGAGUUGCAGAACAACACGGUUACAAGUUCACAUUCAUGCACUUCUUCAGAGUAGGCUUCCCGAUAAUGAUCGGACAUUUAAUAGUCGCCUCUAUCUACCUCUUGAUAUGCCAUUGCGUUUUUACCUGGCAUUAGCACGGGUUAUUUUUGACUCAGAAUAGAAAAUAAGGAAAUUAAUAAGUGAAUUAUAAUAAUUAUUGUUUGUGAUAAAUUUUAAAUAUGUAUUAAUAUGACAGUUAAAAAUAGUUGCUAAGAUUAUGAUUGGUUUCAUAAGGGUCCAAAAUGACACGAAGAAUGUAAGAAAAUCGGUGUCAAUGCCACUGUUUACGUUCCAAAUUUAUGAAUUAUUUUCCAUUAUGAUACUCGAUAUCCAAAGUCUGAAAGAGACGAGCACAAUGCCAUACAGUAUUUUGGAAUUCAAGUUCAAUAGCAUGCCUACUGUUUAUUGCUUGUCUCUCUACUAAUUUAAAUAAAAUUAAUUCUAGCAAUUAUUGUGAUCAAUGUACAAAGUAUGUACUUAUUUGUUACAUAAUAAAUUAUGUGCAGUGCUUAAUAAAAUUAAGAACAUGUUUGUAAGAGAAUUGAUGUUUUGUUUUAGGUAAAUUAUUUAGCUUCACACAGCCGUAUUGAGAUUCAUGCUUCUUCAACUUCUUAUGUUGGGUCAGUCACGUUGUUCAAAUGAUUUAGCUUUGUUUUAAAUAAUACAGAAUAUAUUGGAUUAGAAAAAUCUACAAAAAGGCUUCGUUUCAAACCCUGAAUCCAGUCUAAUGUUAAAUUACUAGCAAAAUAGACACGUUUAUUACCACCGCAGUACUGAUAGUAAAUAUGUGACGGCAUCUUCUGACUUCUGACAACUCGCAGUCUCAUAAUGACUAAGUAAAAGAUUUCCUGUAUGCAAUAUUUAUAAUUCCCUUAGGGAUGAUGUGGACUUUCAAUAAAUUUAAGAUAUUAAGUCACAGUGAUGUGGACAUGUUGAAUUAAAUUUACACAGUAAUAAUGAACAAUUUAUUAGGCAUUCUUUUAUCUCUUUCUCUCAAAAUGGCGUGCAGAAAUGACUUAGCAGAAACGUGACGUCAAGUCACUAGCGUACUAUUACGAAAUUCUAUGUUAUAUUUGAUAUACAAAUUGAUGUUCACAUGACUCCAAGUAUUAUUCGGUCAACAUUUCCAAUAAUUCCGAAAGAUAAAUAAAGAAAGAACCAUAAAUUAUUCUUUUCUAAUUUUUACCAACAUGAAAAAGUUUAAUCAAAUAUUUGGCAUCAUGAGUAAAAAUUAACAUAGGCCCUUGUUAUACUGAGCCAGCGAAGUUUUCUAUAAAUUUUAAGUAACAGUCAACAGUAAAACGUAUCAGUCAACAUCCCUAUAAUGGAAUGCCUACAACAAAAAUGGAUGUAGACAUUAAUAAACUAUUUAAGAUGCAGAAGCUUGCGUAUUCAUCGGUCUCUAUAGAGAAUUGUUGUGAAAAGAGGGGAUUAGUUAUAUCUACUUCUUCUGGUAAAGGGCGGUUUGCAAUGAUUUGUAAUAUUAAGAAGCGAAUACAGCUUUCCAUGGCGGUUUACUCGUGUUUUACAAAUAAUUGACGUUUACCAACGAGUUUAAUUCUAGACAUGUAUGUUAUAUAAUGUGCAUGUGAUCCCCACUUUUGCGACAUUCUGUACAUCAUUAAAUAAAUCCCGCAAAAACGUACAUGAAAAGAUGUAAGGGUGAUUUUGUCGAAUUUAGUAACCUAUCUACUGUCAUUGUUGACAUUUAACUAUACAGGGUGGAUUUUUAAGACGAUGCAUUAGGGCAGCUGCCUUAACUGUUGUAGCUACAAGAAAACUUUCUUAGGAGACUGGCCUUUUUUUAAGACAGUAAAAUCUGCAUUUACAUGUUUUGAAAAAAAUACAAAGUCCGUAAGAAAAUGAGCAAUUUAUGUAAAAAAAAUUAUAGAUGUGGAUCGAUCCGUUUGUUUAUCAAGAUCAAAAAUAUGUACGGGACCAUCCGAGGUUUGAGAACCUUUAAUUAAAUAAUGCAAAAAUCUUCCAGCCUACAUUUUGUAGGAAAUGCGACUCUAAUUUGCUUUUAAAUAUAACAAAACUUAGUAUUCAGUGACAAACUGUAAAUGCAAAUCUUAAUGUCUUUAAAAAUAAGUGUCUCCUAAAGAGUGUUCCUAUAGGUACAGCUGUUAAGGCUUUGCCUUUGCUUGCCGGUGUUGAAAGUCCACUCUGUAUACAGGUGUAUUUUUAGCGGGAUCUAUUUUGGAUAAUCGUAUGUCUGAACUGGUUUAUUAAAUACCUGUGAUAGCCUAUUUAUUGUUACGUAAGUAUUUUGAUGUAUUAUUAAGUUUAAGAGUUUUGAAUGCUGUAAAUAAAGAAAAUAUUAUUUUA
Messenger RNA from Manduca sexta (tobacco hornworm), 4958 nucleotides. RefSeq names its product P protein (gene hoe1). The transcript is spliced from 17 exons. Gene Ontology annotation, biological process: transmembrane transport. Gene Ontology annotation, cellular component: membrane. The coding region runs from base 314 to 2725 and encodes 803 amino acids. Lineage: Eukaryota; Metazoa; Arthropoda; Insecta; Lepidoptera; Sphingidae. The record is from RefSeq and is a predicted model, not a curated record.